UCUUUCCAACAAUUAUUACGGUCACAGCAUAUAAAGGUGGCCGCUUGUUAAAGUUGUAUGUUGGUAUUCAUCGUUUGAAAAGUUACAAACUUCAAGAUGCAAAACACCAACGCAACCUCAGGAAGACCUCCUUUUCCAUCUCCUGGGAAUUCUAUGCGAUUUAAUUCUCCUACAUACCCUCGCCCAGCAUUCAAUCAAAUUCAAAACUCGCCGAGCUCUACAUCUUCUCCAAGUCCCGCAAUGAUUGCACAAAGGCCCAAUAUGAUAGGGAAUCCUACAUCCACUAAUGCCUAUACUGGUCAGCCUGUUAGACCAGGUGGACCAGGAAUGAGUCCCCAAACGGUAGGACCAGGGAAAAGGCCAGGUGAUAUGCGAGCACCAAAUCAAGCAGGGAAAAUGGAAUAUGGUCCUAACAAUGCAAAGAAGAAGAAAAAACUUGCAGACAAAAUAUUGCCACAAAAAGUAAGAGAUUUGGUUCCUGAAUCUCAAGCAUAUAUGGACCUUUUGGCCUUUGAAAGAAAACUAGAUGCAACUAUUAUGAGGAAACGUCUAGAUAUUCAGGAGGCUUUGAAAAGACCCAUGAAACAAAAGCGAAAGUUACGUAUUUUCAUCUCAAACACAUUUUAUCCAGCUAGAGAAGUUGAAACUACUGAUGAUGUUGGUGGAGGAAGUGGAGUGGCCUCUUGGGAACUUAGAGUUGAAGGACGACUUCUGGAUGAUGCUUCCAAAUCAGACCCUAACAAAGUUAAAAGAAAGUUCUCCUCUUUUUUCAAAUCACUGGUUAUUGAACUAGACAAAGACUUGUAUGGGCCUGAUAAUCACCUAGUAGAAUGGCAUCGAACAUCUACUACCCAGGAAACAGAUGGUUUCCAAGUAAAAAGACCAGGAGAUCGAAAUGUUAGAUGUACCAUCCUGCUAUUGCUCGAUUAUCAACCUUUGCAAUUUCGUCUUGAUUCACGUUUGGCCCGGCUUCUCGGUAUUCACACACAAACAAGACCAAUGGUGAUAUCUGCAUUGUGGCAAUACAUCAAGACUCAUAAACUUCAGGAUCAUCAAGAAAGAGAAUUUAUACGCUGUGACAAAUAUAUGGAACAGAUAUUUGGAUGCCCUAGAAUGAAAUUUGCUGAAAUCCCACAAAGGUUGAACCCCCUCUUGCAUCCUCCUGAUCCCAUCGUCAUCAACCAUUUAAUAAGCAGUGUGGAAAGUGCUGAUCAAAAAAAGACGGCAUGCUACGACAUCGACGUUGAAGUGGAUGAUACACUUAAAGCUCAGAUGAAUAACUUUUUGCUUUCCACUGCUAGCCAGCAAGAAAUUCAGAGUUUAGACAACAAGAUACAUGAAACUGUAGAAAGCAUUAAUCAACUGAAAAUCAGUAGAGAGUUUUUCCUUGGUUUUGCCAGAGAUCCUCAGCAGUUUAUAAACAAGUGGCUUGUUUCCCAAACAAGAGAUUUAAAGACCAUGACGGACAUUGUUGGAAAUCCAGAGGAAGAAAGACGCGGAGAAUUUUACGAGCAAAGCUGGACACAAGAAGCAGUUUGCCGAUAUUUUUAUAGUAAAGUACAGCAAAAACGUGCUGAAUUGGAACAAGCCUUGGGCAUUCGCAACAACUAGAAAGCAUUAAAAUCAUAAUUUCCAUUAGAUUUGCGCUAACCAGAUCAAGCUGGUGACCAAUUGACAGAGAAGAAAAGGAAAUAGAAGGAAUUCUGCAUUAUGCCGUGAAGGCGGGUAUAUGAUAAGAAACCUUAUUUUCCGCGAAUGUCGUGCAUUCUUAACUUUCGGUCUAAUACAUUGAUGUCUCAUACAUUAA
Messenger RNA from Daphnia carinata, 1807 nucleotides. RefSeq names its product brahma-associated protein of 60 kDa-like (gene Bap60). Lineage: Eukaryota; Metazoa; Arthropoda; Branchiopoda; Diplostraca; Daphniidae. The record is from RefSeq and is a predicted model, not a curated record. Gene Ontology annotation, biological process: regulation of transcription by RNA polymerase II. The transcript has 8 exons. Gene Ontology annotation, cellular component: SWI/SNF complex; nucleus. Bases 97 to 1611 code for a protein of 504 amino acids.